Centropristis striata (black sea bass) is the source of this 2884-nucleotide messenger RNA. It is a transcript of the gene sntg1, whose product is annotated as syntrophin, gamma 1. Gene Ontology annotation, molecular function: protein binding; structural molecule activity. The coding region runs from base 796 to 2373 and encodes 525 amino acids. Gene Ontology annotation, cellular component: dystrophin-associated glycoprotein complex; intracellular anatomical structure. The transcript has 19 exons. The record is from RefSeq and is a predicted model, not a curated record. NCBI's taxonomy places the organism in Eukaryota, Metazoa, Chordata, Actinopteri, Perciformes, Serranidae.
GAGAAAACGCUUCGCAAGAUGUUUGCGCGUUUUUAGCGCGGCUGUAAUGUGGGACAGAGCCGCAGACGUCCCUGGGAACAGUAAAAAAAAAGUAGAAGCAUGUAAUAUUAAUGGAUCCAGAGUUGUGCGGGUGCCUUGGGUAAACGAAGUCGAUUGACGCGCGCGUUAAACCAGCCGCAUGUGAUUUCCAGCUUCAGUCAUUUUGGCAGCACGAUGCGAGAGAGAGACAGGCACGGAGCUGUGAAACCGGACCCUCUGCCAGAGAUGUCGACGGAGAGGAAUCCCUGAAACAACCGCUGCCCAGGAAAUAUGGACAAAUCUUGUUUUGUGAGCGAGUGCGGGCUGUUUUUCUCUCGGUUUUCUGCACAUCGCUACAGAGUAUAGUGGACCAGGAUGCCGUGUGGGCGAUGCUGCCACAAGGGAUACAUUGUCAUUUAGCAGAGAUGUUUUAGCAACCGUUGCAUAAAUUAAAAUAAGAAAGCCCGUCACAUGAGGGAUUGGAGUCCAAAGGGAUCUAAUAAGACAUCACCACCUGUUACUAGAAAAUCAGCCUGGCCACCGAUCAGGGAGUGAAACCUCACUACGCGAUAGCCUCAUUCUGCUCUUCAACACUCACAGCCGGCCAGGAGAGGUGACAGCGCAGCUCUCCAACCACCCAAGUCCUGACAGCCAUGAUUCGGGGAGGCCCUCUGCUACAGCUCAGAUCAGGGAUCAACUCACCGCUUGAUGGCUAGAUCUCACCGUACAAAGAGCUGGGGGCCUUUCUGCUGAGUAUCCCUCACUGCGUAGUAGCACAUGGAUUUCAAGACUUCAAAUGAAGAGACAAAGACUGGGAUUUAUUUGAUGCAAGAAGGUAAUGAGGAGCCGUUUAAUAUUCGACUACACUUGGCCAAAGAUAUUCUGACCAUUCAAGAACAAGAUGUCAUCUGCGUGUCGGGAGAGCCUUUUUAUUCAAGUGAGAGGACUGUAACGAUCAGGAGGCAGACAAUUGGAGGGUUUGGCCUGAGCAUCAAGGGCGGAGCAGAGCAUAAAAUCCCUGUUGUGAUAUCUAAAAUAUCAAAGGAACAAAAAGCUGAACUCUCUGGGCUGCUUUUCAUCGGAGACGGCAUCCUUCAGAUAAAUGGAAUAAACGUUAGAAGUUAUCGCCACGAGGAAGUGGUCCAGGUUUUGAGAAAUGCUGGUGAAGAAGUGACACUCACUGUCUCUUUCUUGAAGAAGACUCCAGCGUUUCUGAAGCUGCCCCUGUGUGAAGACUGCACAUGCAUCCCCAGUGACCAGAGUAGUGGGACCUCCUCUCCUCUGUGCGAUAGCGGCCUGCACUUGAACUACCAUCCUAACAACACGGACACGCUGUCCUGCUCAUCCUGGCCCACGUCCCCGGGGCUCCGCUGGGAGAAGAGAUGGGUGGACCUGCGUCUUAUUCCUCUGCUUCACUCACGGCUGUCGCAGUACAACCCGGGCUCUGACGUCUGCAGGAAAAGUGCUUUCCAGGUCAUAGCUGUGGACGGAGUUUGCAGUGGAGUUGUUCAGUUCCCCAAAGCUGAAGACUGCUUGGACUGGCUUCAGGCACUAGCGAGCAACAUUUCCAGCCUCACCAAGCACAAUGUGAAGAAGAUUAACCGCAAUUUUCCAGUUAACCAGCAGAUUAUCUACAUGGGCUGGGUCGACGAGAAGGAGCAGGACUCCGUUCAGGACCGAAUGUAUUCACCAAAGUUCCUCGCACUGAGGGGCUCCUCACUUUUCAAAUUUGCAGCACCUCCUGUGACCACAUGGGACUGGACCAGAGCAGAGAAAAGCUUUACCGUGUACGAGAUAAUGUGCAAGAUUUUAAAGGACAAUGACCUUCUGGACAAGAGGAGGCACUGCUUCAGCGUCCAGACGGAGACUGGGGAGGACAUGUUCUUCAGCGUGGAACUAGAGUGUGAGCUGCUGAUCUGGGAAAAAGCUUUUCAGAUGGCCACAUUCCUGGAGGUGGAGAGGAUACAGUGUAAAACAUAUGCCUGUAUCAUGGAGAGCCACCUUAUGGGACUAACAGUUGACUUCAGUAUGGGCUUUGUGUGCUUUGAUGCAGCUUCAAAGGCGGUCCUGUGGAGAUACAAAUUCUCUCAACUAAAAGGAUCAUCUGAUGAUGGAAAAAGCAAAAUAAAGUUUUUAUUCCAAAAUCAAGACUCCAAAUCUAUUGAAGCAAAGGAGCUGGAGUUCUCAAACCUCUUCGCCGUGCUUCAUUGUAUUCAUGCUUUUUUUGCUGCCAAAGUCGCUUGCCUGGACCCGAUGUUUGUGGAGAGCCAAGGCACCGCGACUACAACUGGGUUUCCUUCUCUUUCCAGUAUCUCAUGUAAUUCACAGACACCUAAACUCAAAUACGCCACCUGACAGGCGCUGCUCUCCCCAGACCCCUCCUGAAAGGAUGCUGCAUUGAAGUCCUGACUUUGGCCUAAAAAUGGUGGACAGGAGAACGGGAAAAUUGUUGACGUUAUUUGAGAACAGCUGUACACAGCAGUGGAAUAAAAGACCUCUUUAAGAGUGACAUACUUGAUGUCUUGGAAAAACUUUCAGAUUUCAGGAACAACUGUGGACCUAAACAUGAACCUCUAUUUCAACAAACUUUACAUAAUGGACACAAAAUGUGCAAUUCAAAAAUGUUUUUAAGUGGAUUUGUCCUCUUGAUCCUCAGACAUCCUUAUGAUCAACACAUUACAAAGAUAAAUGCAGUUCUUUUCCCAAGGUAGUCUGCUUUUCUAUGUAAUUUUAAUCAACAUUUGGAGAGUUAGAACAAAUCAGAUUUUAGCCUUUUUAUUCCACUUCAGACGGGACAUGACUUGAACUUCUGCGAGGAUUUGUCGGGACACUGGAUAUGAAGACGCUUUCUAUAUUUACAUUUCUU